Messenger RNA from Zingiber officinale, 606 nucleotides. Its product is annotated as transcription factor HEC3-like. The coding region runs from base 1 to 606 and encodes 201 amino acids. The record is from RefSeq and is a predicted model, not a curated record. Gene Ontology annotation, biological process: regulation of DNA-templated transcription. Gene Ontology annotation, molecular function: DNA-binding transcription factor activity; protein dimerization activity. Lineage: Eukaryota; Viridiplantae; Streptophyta; Magnoliopsida; Zingiberales; Zingiberaceae. The transcript is spliced from 3 exons.
AUGGGUGUUAUGCAUUCACUUCCUGCUUCCAACUACCGUCCCUCCAGGUGCCCGGGCAACCCCUUCUUCCAGCGCUUCCCCCAACUGUGGUCAGGGGCAACUGCAUGGACUUCAAAUGAUUCCUCGACGACCAUGAUUUCCGGCCGGGAAGACGAGGAUGAGGAAGAGGCGGCGGCGGCGGAGGAGGAGGAGGAGGAGGAGACGAGUUUGGGCGCGAUGAAGGAAAUGAUGUACCGGAUCGCGGCGAUGCAGCCGGUGGACAUCGACCCGGCCACCAUCAGGAAGCCGAGUCGCCGCAACGUGCGCAUCAGCGACGACCCGCAGAGCGUGGCGGCGCGGAUCCGGCGGGAGCGCAUCAGCGAGCGGAUCCGCAUCCUGCAGCACCUCGUCCCUGGCGGCACCAAGAUGGACACCGCCUCCAUGCUCGACGAGGCCAUUCGCUACGUCAAGUUUCUCAAACGACAGGUCCAUCGUCUGCAGUCUUUUAGUAGCAAUAACCAACCUCCGCCGUCUCCGUUCGCCGGCGCCGCUGCUUCGUCCUCCGCCAUGGCAGUGCCUCCUCCUCCUCCCGGGUUAUGCUUUGGCUUUCGUGAUUCCACGCACUAA